Molecule: messenger RNA, 1016 nt
Organism: Papilio machaon (common yellow swallowtail)
Lineage: Eukaryota; Metazoa; Arthropoda; Insecta; Lepidoptera; Papilionidae
Exons: 5
Coding region: 90-977 (295 amino acids)
Molecular function (GO): protein binding; serine-type endopeptidase inhibitor activity
Source: RefSeq, a predicted model, not a curated record
UUGACAGUCUUGUGUCGGCCGUAGUUAAGUGAUCGAUAAAUGUUUGCAUAUUUAUUACGUCAGUGUUACACUGCUACGAAAUACUAGUGAUGGAUAAGGUCUUUUUAUUUUUAGUUAUAUCAUUAUUCUUAAGACCCAAAGCUGAUGGUAAAAGUUGGUAUCGAUAUGACCCCAGUGAUCGUUAUGACGAUAGAAUAAUCUUUGAAGACAACAGAGAUACGCGGUAUAGAGAUAAUGAUUUUGGUGGAUUGGGACACCAUAAUAGUCACAAUGGAAUAGGCCAAAAACAUCCUAGAGAUUGGAAUCCUGAUCGUGUUUGGUUCCCGGACUCUGGUAAUGAAGACCGCGGUAUAACCACCAAAUCUACAACAGAUUUACCGCGACAAGUGACAACAAUUUCUUCGGGACAGAAUUUCGAUGAAUGCAUCAAAGGGUGCCCCACGACUUCUGAAUACAAUCCUGUUUGCGGCACAAAUAGAAUUACUUAUUCGAACAUAGGACAUUUGGAAUGUGCGAGAUUUUGUGGCCUUGAUGUAAAUCUAUACCGGAAACUACCAUGUUUUACAACUGAGACUACUAUAUACCCGACCACUACGACUGAAUCCGACUCUCAACGUCGUUGCAUAGCAUCUUGCCCCACAACACCUGAAUACAAUCCUAUUUGUGGUACCAAUAAUGUAACAUAUCAGAAUAUGGGUAAAUUAGAAUGUGCAAAAAUAUGUGGCAUUGAUGUGGAAUUAAAGCGAUUAAGCCCUUGCCCAAAACCAAUUACAACUCCACCUCCGAAUGGAGACGAUUUUUUUAACUCGGUCGACCAAUCACCAUGGAGUAGCAACACAGACGACAAUGUAUUCAGACCGACCACCAAAGCACCUCACACUACCUUCACAAUAUCUCAGGAUAUUUUAAAUAAUGUUUUUAAUGUACCCACACCAGAUCCUAGUGAUUACGACUUCGAUGUGCGAUUUAAAGAAUAAUGAAAAUAAUAGUAAUGUACUGUAUUAUGUAUUGUAUGU